UAUUUUUAAUGUUUUUCUCCUGCGCACGUGCAUAUUUGCUAGUAAAUAAAGAAAACCUACUCCUGAUAAAAAGUAUAUAUGGAUUUUUUAUCCGUAUCAACACACAGGUAAUUUUACUAAUUAAAAAAAUAGAUGGACCAGACGUCCAGGCGUAUAAAUUUUACAUUUUUGUUGUAAAAAAAAUUAAAACAUUAUCUCCGGGCCACCCUGAUUGCCUGCCUAGCUGGCACCUGCAUCAUCAAAACCACCAACCCUUUUCCUCCCCUGCUUCGAAUCCUCCGCCCCUCGCCAAAAACCACCCUCGUCCUUGUCCACCCUCGCCGCCUCCGCCCAUUUCACUUCACCUCGUCUUCUUCUGUCACGCCUCUCCCCCCGCCGCCUCUCACGAAAGCACUAGAAUCCAUCUCCACUCGCCGCCACCACGCACCCCACGGUCAUGUCCCUCUCGGCGGCUUCGGCGGCGGUCGCCAGUAGCGCCGCCGCCGCCUACAGGUACGACACGAUCCGGCCGGUUUCUAGGCUCCGCUUCUGCGGCCUCAGGCGCGAGGCCCUCCGGCUACAAUCGCCCCGGUCCACGCCGCAGUUGGUGGCUGCUAGGCGGAGCGUUGUGUAUGCGGCAACGGCUGGCAAUGGCGCGGCUGCGAGCAGCGAGUUCGACUACGACCUCGUGAUCAUCGGAGCCGGCGUCGGCGGUCAUGGCGCCGCCCUCAACGCAGUCGAGAAGGGUUUAAAAACUGCCAUAAUUGAGGGAGACGUCGUGGGUGGAACUUGUGUGAACAGAGGCUGUGUUCCGUCAAAGGCUCUCCUUGCAGUAAGUGGUAGGAUGCGAGAACUUCAAGAUGAACAUCACAUGAAAUCACUGGGCCUACAGGUCUCAUCACCAGGAUAUGACAGGCAGGCUGUUGCUGACCAUGCAAAUAAUCUUGCAUCUAAAAUCCGCAGCAACUUGACUAAUUCAAUGAAAGCUCUGGGUGUGGAUAUACUCACUGGUAUUGGCACCAUUGUGGGGAAGCAAAAAGUGAGAUAUGGGAAAGUUGGUUUCCCAGACAAUGAAAUCACUGCUAGAAACAUCAUAAUUGCCACUGGAUCUGUUCCUUUUGUCCCCAAGGGCAUUGAAAUAGAUGGUAAAACUGUAUUUACUAGUGAUCAUGCACUAAAACUUGAGUCAGUCCCUGAGUGGAUAGCUAUUGUUGGAAGUGGUUACAUUGGACUUGAAUUCAGUGAUGUAUACACGGCUCUGGGAAGUGAGGUUACUUUUGUUGAAGCUCUUGAUCAAUUAAUGCCUGGGUUUGAUCCCGAGAUUGCGAAAUUGGCGCAGAGGAUCCUUAUUAAUCCUCGUAAAAUUGACUAUCACACUGGUGUUUUUGCAAGCAAGAUUACCCCAGCAAAGGAUGGCAAUCCUGUUUUGAUUGAGCUGAUUGAUGCUAAGACAAAAGAACACAAGGAGACACUUGAGGUGGAUGCAGCACUUAUAGCUACUGGAAGGGCACCCUUCACCAAAGGACUUGGCUUGGAAAAUAUCAAUGUCGUUACACAACGAGGUUUUGUUCCUGUUGAUGAGCGGAUGCAAGUUAUGGAUGCAACUGGCAAUGUGGUUCCUAAUUUAUAUUGCAUUGGAGAUGCCAAUGGUAAGCUCAUGCUUGCUCAUGCAGCCAGCGCACAAGGAAUCUCAGUUGUGGAGCAAAUCAGUGGGAGGGACAACAUCUUAAAUCACCUAAGCAUCCCAGCUGCCUGUUUCACUCACCCUGAGAUCAGUAUGGUUGGCUUGACAGAGCCACAGGCUAGGGAGAAGGCUGACAAGGAAGGAUUUGAAAUAAGUGUUGUAAAGACCAGUUUUAAGGCUAACACAAAGGCUCUGGCGGAGAAUGAAGGAGAUGGACUUGCUAAGAUGAUUUAUCGCCCUGACACUGGAGAAAUUCUCGGAGUUCAUAUUUUGGGCUUGCAUGCUGCUGAUCUCAUCCAUGAGGCAUCAAAUGCCAUUGCCCUUGGAACCCAUGUGCAAGACAUCAAGUUUGCUGUUCAUGCACACCCAACGUUGUCUGAAGUUCUGGAUGAACUCUUCAAGGCUGCCAAGGUUAACACAGGUGUUUUGCAUUCUAUAAAUGAGCCAGUUGCAGUGUAGAGAGGAACCAUAGUCAAAACAAUCCAUCUGCCGCAGCCCCACACCUCAGUUAUAUACCCUUAGUACUCAACUAGUCUGCUACUCACAGGAAGCUGAUUUUCUAGCCAUUCGCCGGCAUUUUUAUUAUGAGUUCCAGGAUUAGUGCCAACACUAUCUAUUUAAUGAGAAAAGAGAUAUCCAGUGAUGUAUCCUAUGUAUGGGAAAAAUGUAAAUUUUGUAGUCCUUGUAGAGAGUAAACGUACAGUGCCUUAACACGUCUUGUGAAUCUAUGAUUUGCUUGAAUUGAUAGUGUGGGCUUGUUUAGUAGAGCUCCACUCCCUGAUUCUCAAACAGUGAUGAAUCUUUGUGACUUUUUACAGAGGACAUGGGAUUCUCCAGGAGAAAUGCUCCAAACCUAAUAUUUAACUUUGGAGAGUGGUCUGAUGUAUCCCUUUUUAUAGGCUAAAUAUUUAGUGUAGACCUCCUAUUUGGUGGAAACGUGAAAACCCCAUAAAAACAUGUGUGUUUUAAAAAUAAUUGAGUGCUGCACAUUCAUACUUCAUCAAUGCAAAGUUGAGACAGACAAAAA
Sorghum bicolor (sorghum) is the source of this 2690-nucleotide messenger RNA. RefSeq names its product dihydrolipoyl dehydrogenase 1, chloroplastic-like. Gene Ontology annotation, cellular component: oxoglutarate dehydrogenase complex; mitochondrion. Lineage: Eukaryota; Viridiplantae; Streptophyta; Magnoliopsida; Poales; Poaceae. The coding region runs from base 437 to 2122 and encodes 561 amino acids. The record is from RefSeq and is a predicted model, not a curated record. The transcript is spliced from 15 exons. Gene Ontology annotation, molecular function: dihydrolipoyl dehydrogenase (NADH) activity; flavin adenine dinucleotide binding.